This is a messenger RNA of Linum tenue, 240 nucleotides long. NCBI's taxonomy places the organism in Eukaryota, Viridiplantae, Streptophyta, Magnoliopsida, Malpighiales, Linaceae. The record is from the annotation of a GenBank genome assembly.
GACUUUCUGGCAAUCCCUAUUACUUCUGUGCCUUCUGAGAGUGCAUUUAGUUCUGGUGGGAGGUUGUUAGACCCUCACCGGAGCAGGCUGCAUUAUUCGACUGUGGAGGCAAUGAUGUGUACUAGGAGUUGGAUAAUGGAGGACAUGCAACGAGAUUCAGAGGCUGCUGCAGAGGCAUUGGAGGGACUCUUCUCAGCAAUGACAGUGGAAGAUACAAGUGUGGAAGAGGCAGAACCUGGU